GCUUCUCUUCCCCUCUUCAACCGUCUCUCCUGCUCUUAAACCUUGAUCUGUGCCAUGGCAGACUGGGUUGUUGGCCCAAUCAUGGAUAAGAUCAUCAACGCUUGCUCUGUUUACCUGCAAGAUCAAUAUAGAUGGCAGAAGGGCAUGAAGGAGGAGCUCGAAAGGCUGCGAGAAAACCACCCUAAGGUCCAAGCUGUCGUUUCUGCUUCCACCAAAGCACAGAUCAGAGAUCGAAACCCAGCACUCAACAGCUGGAUCUGGCAGCUACGGGAUGCCAUCGAUGAGGCAGAUGAUGUUCUUGAUGACUUUGAGUACAUGAAGCUUGAAGAAGAACAACUGGAGCAGAACAUGGAGGAAACAAAGGUGCCUUCUUUAUUCACUAGAUUAUUUUCGGAACCUGCUAGCAAACUUCGCAGAGUCUGCGAACGAGCUCUCAAAAAGGAUCCCAACUUGGAGAGACUGGAGACAAUUGUGAAGAAACUUGAUAAAGUUUCAGCUGAGGUCAGCACUUUCUUUCCUCUCAUCGAAAAGGCAAAGCAGGAGCAGCAGGAGCUGGAGCUUCAGUUGUGCGAAGAUCGUAAAACAGGAUGCUUGCCUCAAAAUGAUUUCAUCGGUCGAGGCGAGGAGAAGGAUUUUGUUAUGCAGUGGUUGAGGAAGCCAACAAAUGAAGAUCCAACUCAUAUUGCUAGCCCUACUUUGUACAAAAACAUUUCUCUUCUAUCCAUAGUGGGUCAUGGUGGCAUGGGCAAAACAACUCUCUUACAACACAUCUAUGAAGAUCUUAAAGAAGAAUUUGAAAUGAAAAUGUGGGUUUGUGUUUCCAACGACUUUGAUGCAAAAAAGGUCAUUGCCGAUAUAUUGGAAUUUCUUAACAAGGAGAGGCCUCAUUUGGAUUCACUCGCUGCUGUUCAAGAGAGUCUUAAAGCUGUCGUGCAAUCCAAAAGGUUCUUGCUUGUUUUGGAUGACAUUUGGGAGGAAGAUAUGAGGAAAUGGGAGAAUGUACUCUCCCCUCUAGUUUACGGAGGUUUGGGAAGUAAAAUUUUGUUGACCACACGGAUGGAUUCUGUUGCAGCGAUGAUUUCGAAUGUGAUUAGAAAGAAGAAAGAAACAUUGAAAAUAAAAGGCUUGGAGGAAAAUGUGUGUUUGAAGCUACUCAACACCCAUGCAUUUGCUGGUGUAGAGAACUUUGGUGCUCAUAAAAAACUAACACAUAUUGCUAGUUUGAUAGCUAAAAAGCUUUCAGGAUCUCCGUUGGCAGCGAAGGUCAUCGGUGGUGUUCUCAAUUCUAGCUUGAAUGAGAGCUUUUGGAUGAGCAUUUUAAAUAGCCCUGAUGUUCUAAACGUAGAACCAGAACCGGGUCACAAUAACAUUUUGCCUAUUUUAAGAUUGAGUUUUAAGUUGCUUCGACAACCUCUACAAAAUUGUUUUGCAUUUUGUGGAAUAUUCCCACAAGAUCAUGAGUUUGAUAAAGAUGAUUUAGUCCGAAUGUGGAUUGCAUUGGGUUUCAUUCAGGAAUCUUCUAUUGAAGGAGAGACUUUGGAAGAUAUUGGAGGAAGGUAUUUUGAUGCUUUGGUCAGAAAAUCUUUCUUUGAGGAGUUUCAGGAUUACAAGGGAAUAAACUAUAAGAUGCAUGAUUUAUUACAUGAAUUGGCACAGUCUAUUUCUUCAGAGGAAUGUUUCAGAUUUGUGGGAGGCGAUGUUUUGUCUCUUAAAAUUCCUAAAACUAUUCGACACUUAUAUGUUAAAACUGAAAAUCUCGAAGUGCUGAGAAUGAUAAAAAAUGUUAAAAGCCUACAUUCACUUUUUCUUACAAGUAAAAGACAUGGCCAACAUUUUACUGAAAUACUUACCGAAAUUUUUGAAGCAUCGAGCAGGAUUCGUCUGUUGUUGAUACACUCUACAUAUCAGAAAAAUAUGUCUGAGGCUAUUAAAAAUUUGAGACAUCUUCGAUAUUUGAAGCUUACUGUUAAUCUCACCCAGAUGCCAAGAUCUCUAAGCAGUCUUUAUCAUUUGCGGUUCAUAAUCUGCAACAAGGUGGGUGGGGGACAUUGCUCUCAUGAUUUCUUGCCUGGCGAUGUUAGUAAUUUUUCUAAUCUGCGUCACUUGGAAUUGCGUGUCCAUGUGAGUUUGAGUUUACGUGGAAUUGGGAAAUUAAGGUCACUUCAAGAACUAAGUGAGUUUAAUGUUAAGAAUGAGAAUGGUUAUAGAAUUGGGGAGUUGAAAGAAAUGAGCGAGUUGCGCAAAUUAAAAAUAAAUGGUCUGGAAAAUGUGAACGAUGCUGCAGAGGCUCGCAAUGCAAAAUUUUGUGAAAAGAGAAAACUCACAGAUUUAUUCUUGAAAUGGAAGUCAGACAUGAGAGGCGGAAGCCUACGGAACUUUGUCAAUUCUGAGUUAGAUGUGAAUGUGCUUGAAAAUCUUGAACCAUACAAAAAUUUGAAAAGAUUAUCCAUAUUUUCAUAUGAGGGCGUAAAAUCUGCAAAAUGGAUGUACAAUGCCGAUUUGAUCUCCAAUUUAGAGUACAUCCGUCUGGACGAGUGUUCGGAGUGGGAAACUCUUCCACCUCUUGGGCAGCUUCUCCACCUCAAGUCACUGUAUCUUCGUAACAUGCCAAAAGCAAAGCGGCUUGAUUAUAAAUUCCAUCGGAAUGACAAGGUUUCUGUGUUUCCAUCGUUGGAGAUGCUAAAUAUGGAGGGAUUACAAAUAUUGGAGAAUUGGUUUGAUGAAGCAGGAGCAGCCGCAGAUGACUGUUUCUUUCCUUGCUUAACGGAACUCUUCCUUGAAAACUGCCCAAAUCUGCAGGAGUUGCCCUAUUUGCCUCCUAAGCUCAAGAAAAUGAAGAUACAAAACAUCGGAUGGAAGACUGCUUUGAUCUGCAAGCAAGAGGACCUUUUGUGUCCAAACAUCACAUCUUCCCUUUCUCUUGGUGGACUGCAACAAGCGGAGAGUAACAUUGAGAAAUUCCAGCUUAUUCUCUGUGACGUUGUUAUAGAUGAACCAUCCUUGUUGCCAACGGUAAAUAUCGCCUCGUUGGAAAUGCUCAGAAUUUGUAAUAAUGAUGUGCUGCAGUCUCUCCCUUCCUCCUUGGAACGUCUCUCUUCCCUGAAAGAAUUGAACCUUCAAUUUCUGAAAUCAUUGCAGUGUCUGCCAUCUUCUUUGCCGGUCAUCUCAUCCCUAGAGCGUCUACAGUUAAAAAGGAUUCCACUCCUCAGAUCAUUGCCAGACCUCCCUUCCUCCUUGAAAUAUCUGAAUAUAAAUAGUCUUGAUAACCUAGAGUGUCUGCCAUCUUCUUUGUCGGCCAUCUCAUCCCUCAGUCGUCUAUAUUUAGACAGCAUUCCGCUCCUGAAAUCAUUGCCAGACCUCCCUUCCUCCUUGAUACAUCUGAAUAUAUAUACUCUUCAUAACCUAGAGUGUCUGCCAUCUUCUUUGUCGGCCAUCUCAUCCCUCAGUCGUCUAUAUUUAGACAGCAUUCCGCUCCUGAAAUCAUUGCCAGACCUCCCUUCCUCCUUGAUACAUCUGAAUAUAAAUACUCUUCAUAACCUAGAGUGCCUGCCAUCUUCUUUGUCGGCCAUCUCAUCCCUCGAGGAGCUACGGUUACGUACAAUUCCACUCAAAUCAUUGCCAGACCUCCCUUCCUCCUUGAAAUAUCUGCAUAUAAUUAGGCUUGAUAACCUAGAGUGCUUGAUAACCUACUGCAUAUAA
This is a messenger RNA of Phalaenopsis equestris, 3699 nucleotides long. RefSeq names its product disease resistance protein RGA2-like. The transcript has a single exon. Gene Ontology annotation, molecular function: ADP binding. Bases 55 to 3699 code for a protein of 1214 amino acids. Gene Ontology annotation, biological process: defense response to other organism. Lineage: Eukaryota; Viridiplantae; Streptophyta; Magnoliopsida; Asparagales; Orchidaceae. The record is from RefSeq and is a predicted model, not a curated record.